This is a messenger RNA of Cladocopium goreaui, 4089 nucleotides long. NCBI's taxonomy places the organism in Eukaryota, Dinophyceae, Suessiales, Symbiodiniaceae. The record is from the annotation of a GenBank genome assembly.
AUGCAAGCACGCUCAGGAAGACGGGCCGACCUUCAUUUGCCCUGUUCCAUUGCCGCUGUUUGCUUGAUUAUAGGGAACGAGGUCCUUCUAGCGGCUUUGCCUCUGUUGCGAAGCACCUCAAGUACAACCUAUAUCCCGAGUCCCAUUGUGCUGCAACCAGCUCUGACAGCGGACGACCGUCUUGGAUGUUGGUCAGAUGGUCCCACAGCUGAGCCAGAGGUUUCUACGUCCUGGAGAGACCUGAGCAACCCCCUGAACAGAUUGGAUCCAGAUUCCAUAAGAAUUCUGCCAGCCGGGGAGGAGGGAAAGCGUGUUUCCCGCAGAAACCGGUGGAUGACAUUUGGCAUGUCCUCUAUCAAACGUCCAAAGGCAUCGUACCUGGGCAUUACCUUGUCGCGGAUGUUCAACGUCUUGGAUUUGGAAUUGGCUGAGACGGCUAUCAUUGUACAUCUAGCAGACUUUGAUGAAGAAUGGGUGAUUGCAACUGCUCGGUGGUUGCAAUCAAGUUUUGCAACAGAAAUGAGCAGAGGGCGUUUGCAAGUUAUUCACGCUCCUCGGAAUUUGUAUGCUUUGAAGCAAGCGGACCUGCAUGCCCUUGACUUGAGUGGGUUCAAAGAUGUGAGCAUCAACGGGAAGUAUUAUCGGCAGGAAAAACUCGUGGGAGGUCAUGUCACAUAUUGGUCUCAGAAUGGAAAGUGGGUACUUUUCUGGUGCUCUGUAAAGACGUCAGUUGUUGCUCAUCGAAGGUGGGCUGUAGGGAGGACUGAUGAUUGGACUGCAAUACAGGGAGGAGCGGGAGGAGCGGGAGGAGCUUGUGUGGCAUUUGCCAGGGCUCCAGAAGACAUGGAGGUGCUUGAUCCCAUCAUAACGGGCUGGGAACAGUUCCUGGAACGUUGGGAGUUGGCACCAAAGGCAGGCAUUUCGAACUUGGAUUUGAGCGAAGGAGAGCUGUUAAAGUUUGGCGACAGCCCAAAGAGACAGUGGUGGAGAACAAAGCAAAAUCUUGACUACACCUUCUUGAUGUGGUAUGCCGCCAAUUUGUCCGAUUACUAUAUGCAACUGGAGGAUGACGUACAGCCAGUUCCUCACUUUAUUUUGUCUGUUCGAAGCUACAUUCGGAGAAGUUUGCUUGGCAAGCAUUGGGUCAUGGCAUCAUUCUCAUCUUUGGGAUUCAUUGGAAAGCUCUUCAACAACAGCCAUAUUCCAAAACUUGCUGAGUUUUUGCUCACUUUCAGCACUGAAGCGCCCUGUGACUGGCUAGUAUGGGUUUGGAUUGAUGCUUUAUCUCCGUGGCCAGUCGCGUUGGACAUUCCCAAAGAUGUGGCCAAUGAGAUUGAGAAGCGUCAGAAAGCUGAACAAACAGGCCCUGAAGCUAUAAAAAAGCUGGGUUUCAUGAGAGAUGACAUCCAGCCCUACUAUCUAAAUUCCUCCUGGCCACGAAUCUUUUCGAGUCCACCAGGAGCACCAGACUUGAAGAAGCUGUGGCCUGGCAAGAACGGAGUGGUCGAUGGCUUUCUGGAAGCGAACGUGAUCUCCAACAUGCAAGCCCACCAGGCCUUCAAGGCCAAUUUGAUCUAUCCGCCCGGCGAUCCAUUGGGAUUUUGGACUUCAGAUACCUGUAGUCAGAAGAAUGACUUGUCAUGUAAAAGUGGCAAGUUCAUCAGAGUGAUAUUUGAUGAGCCAGUGCAAGGAGAGAUAAAGGUUGCUGUCAAGCAGGCUCGUCGAGGGCAUGAGAAUGACUUCAUCAAGCAAGGCUCCUUGAAAUCCUCCAACUUGGUAAGUUGCCAAGAGCCGCAGAAGUUGAAGGAACUUACACAACCUGAGGAAACGUGGAAAGGAACGAUGCACGGCACUCGCUGUCUAGAAGUCACUCUUGACAGGCCGCAGAAGGAGUGGAUAGCAAUCCGAGAAAUAGAAGUGGAACACAUGGGACGCACGGAACUGCUAACCAGCAAAGCCGUUGACAAGGCCCUUGACAAGCCACACGCAUCACCAGGGUUUCUGCAACCUCGGAGGCAUGCCGAACCUGCAUCGUACGCUGUUCAGCAUGCCUUGGAAGCGGCAGCAUUGGGAUUCCUUGCAGGCAGUGCUGCGUGGCUUGCCUUUUGGCAGCUUAGCAAGAGUGGGCUUGGUCAGAUUACGAAUUCACUUGGCUGCUUUGGUCCUUGGAGCCUCACCUUCAUCCUCAUCAUGGAUUUGGCAUUGGUGAGCUUGAUAGACUCGUCACCUCAAAGUGUAUUGACAACUCAGCCUUUGCCAGAGCCGGCCACAUAUACCAGGGCAGCAACUGUCUGCAAGAAUGGUAGGCCGCGUGAGAAAAUUCCGAUCGAUUGGCGUUUUCUCCAACCUGGAAUUUCCUUUGUUGACAAGGCUUUGGUUCGGCACUUAGGCCCUGCAAACGAUCCAAGAGAGCACGGAGAAUCCAAUGGAGAAUCCAAUGGAGAACAUGGCUCAGUGAAGAGCAGAACGAAAAGCCGAAUGUCAAUCGGUGUGAUAGCCGAACCUGAUUUGGACGCUGCUGCUGUUGCGACAUCAAUCAAACAACUAGUUGCUAGUGCUGCUGGCCAUGCCACCGUGGCGGUUCUUGUUGCCCAAGCGAGAAAUCCGUUGGAAAGACGGCAAGAUUUUUUGCAGAAACUCCUCCAUCAUCUUCGGGGGUCUUUGCAGGUUGGAGACAGAAGAUUUCUUCAUAUCCUGGACCCUGCCGGAGGCCUGUACCCUGAUCCACCUGCAAGGACGGACAGCAUAGAUUUGGCUUUAUUGACAGCUUUUGUCGAACCCCUGAGUGACAGUUUCAUGCUUGUGGAGUUAGAUAGUGUCCUGGUGCAAGACUAUCCGAAGCAUGCGCAGCGCUUCGUUGAGUAUUUGGACUCCGAGAACAUUCCCUGGAUUGUGAUCGAAUUCGACAACUUAUUUGGAAUUGCACGAAAGCUUGUGCGGUCUCGCUUGCUGCCCAGACUGAGAGAGAUUCUGGUGAUGUUUCCAGAGGCUCCUGCAGACUCCAUUUUCUGGGACUUCAUUGAUAUCGUGGGCAAUGAGACUGCGCCCAAGUCAAUCUACUUGGGCACCGAUGCAGCGAAACGGGAUCGACCAGAUGUGAAGUUACAACAUCAGAAACAUCAGGCUCUCUUGGAGCAUCUUGGAGACGUCUCCUCACUGGAGGGCAAGGUGCAGAGGGCUCAGGAGGAGUUCUUCAAGAAGAAUCCCAUUGUGGAUUCACUUUUUGACAACCCUCCUGGAACACUUCGAACAAACAUGGUUGAGAUCCGCCAGGACAUUUUGCAGUCUGUUUACGACGGCUCCCAGACCAGUGGCAGCGAGGUCACAUGUGGAGGGCACACCGCAAAGAGUUGUAGCCACUGCCCACAAGGGCAUGGGGCAAGUUGGUGCAACCGAGAUUGCGGUUGGAUCGAUGGUACUUGCAAAGCCCUUUUCAAAGCGGAGCAGGUCAUGACAAGUAAGGGCCUCUGGUUUGAGAUUGUCUUUGAUGCCGCGCAAGAUGUAGAAAUCGUGAGCUUGCGCAUGGGUGGCACAGUCAAGCCGCCAGCAUGCAGCGGCGACAGUUGCAAGGACAAAGCUCCUGAUGAGUCUCCUGAUGAUGAAUUUGCCCACGCGUUGGAUGAUGCGGAAUUGUUGUUUGGUCAAGGUCAAAUGGAGUUGAUGGGUGGUGAAGUUGGAUGCAGAAAGUAUUUCAAAGUUCGCAACAUUGCUGGGCGGGAAGUCUUCUGGAAGAGCAACAACACCCGAUAUGUCAAUGCUGUCAAGUGCAUCAGGAUCUCCAUUCCACGUGCCCAGCAGCAUCCGUUGAUUCUUCGAGCCUUUGAAGUUCGGAGCUCUAAGGCAGGCUACAACAACAUUGCAAGCCUUGCCGCGGCCGGUUUCAACAUCCCGCCCGAGCUAGACAGCAGAUGGUCGCUGAAAGGUGCAAUCCACUCUCAACGCAUGGAGGAGGGUGACCAAUGGCAAGAACAGCAUCUGGAAUGGGUGCUGCUGAUGAGCGUUGCUUUGGUAUCUGGAGCGUUUGCGGGUGUCUUGGGAUGCCUUUUUCCCAAACAGCGGAAGAAGCGCAGAAAGCUUGCGCCGACAUAA